AUUCCAUUUUGUGUACAUGGCAGGGAAUACCACUCUGUCCCUUUGCAAUUUGCCAAUGUUCCAGCUGACAGCCACCCCAGCAAGUGCCCUUGCAGAUGAGCCAGUGCAUAUCCGAGUGACUGGCCUGCCCCCGUUGCAGCUGGUGACCCUAACAGCAUCUCUGAAGGAUGAGAAGGGGAAUGUGUUCCGGUCCAAAGCCUUCUACAAGGCGAAUGAGGUUGGUGAGCUGGACCUAAUGGAGGCUCCUGCAUUUGGAGGCGACUACGUGGGGGUCCACCCGAUGGGCCUCUUCUGGUCUCUGAAGUGUCAGAAGGCUUUCAGGAGGCUGUUUAAGCAAGAUGUGAUGAACAGCCCCUUUUUGGUCACUCUGAACCUCUAUGACACAGUUAGUCUUCAAGAUUUCAGCACAGAAGAGCCCAUGGCCAGCCAGGUGGUCCAGCGCUGGUUUUCGGCCCCUGGGGUACAGCGGGUGCAGGUCCGAGAAGGUCGGGUGCGGGGAGCCCUUUUUCUGCCUCCAGGGGAAGGGCCUUUCCCAGGAGUCAUUGAUUUGUUUGGGGCUCGAGGGGGUCUGGUUGAAUUUCGGGCUAGUCUUUUGGCUGCGCACGGCUUUGCUGUGUUGGCAUUAGCGUAUUUUGCCUACGAAGAUCUGCCCAAGUUACUGCAGGAGAUCGACCUGGAAUAUUUUGAGGAAGCUGCUAACUUGCUACUAGCUCAUCCAAGGAGACACGAGGCCGUGUCUCCUAUUGGAGUAUUAUCAGUAUCUUCACCUUCAGUAAAACUGCCGUCAUCACCACCAAACAUACAUGUCCAAACGCCAGGAAUUGGAGUGAUCUCCGUGAGCAAAGGUGCAGAGAUCGGGCUGGCCAUGGCCUGCUUCCUGAAGCAGGUGGUAGCCACCGUCUGUAUCAAUGGGACCACUGCCAUCUACGAAUUUCCACUCAGGUACAAAGAUCUGGUGAUAGCACCCAUCCCCAUGUUUAUGGAGCGCUUGCAGUGUGACAUCUCCGGGGCUGUACGCCUCCUCCACUUCAGGGGGGACCCCCGGGAUAAGGUGAAUCAGCGGAGCGUGCUUCCUGUCGAAAAGGCCCAGGGUUCGAUCCUCUUCAUUGUUGGAGAGAACGACGAAUGCUUGAAGAGCAGGGAGUAUGCUGAGCAGGCUCUGCACCAGCUGCAGAGCCACGGGAGAAACAAUGGAAGGAUGCUGGUGUACCCGGGGGCGGGCCAUCUCAUCGAGCCACCCUAUGCACCCCUGUGUUACGCUUCCCCAACCAUGAAACUUUCUUCGCCCCUGCUCUGGGGAGGGGAACCCACUGCCCAUGCCGCAGCUCAGGAGCACUCCUGGGGAGAGAUCCUGAAAUUCUUCAGGCAACACCUUAUUCAAGCCAAAAGCAAACUCUGAGCCAGGGCUCAGGGUGACGAUGAAGUGGGGAGACAAAAAAAUAAGACUAAGGCAGGGAGAGGAUGGGAAGAGGAGGUUCUCCUGACUGCUCUAGGUUCACAGUUAUCCUGAAUCAGUUGUUACGAAGUAAGGCAAAAAUCAAGGGCUAAUGGCACAAGGUCAGUAUCUGACAAAUUUGUAUGGAAUUUGAACUUUUUGUAAACUGAAUCUUAGUUUCUAUGCCCCAGGGUACAUUGCUGUCUCAAAACUGUGAUGCCUGAGCAAAUUGAAUCAUCUUUUGUUUCCCAGGUAGGGAUACCUUGGACCCAGGGAUUGCCCAUCUAGAUUAAUUUCCUGGAACUUCCAAGUUACUUGUGGAAAAACAAGUCACUUCUGUUUAAAAUUGAGUUUCUGACAUUUGAUAUGAAAAGUUCUAAUGUCACCAUCACAUGUAAUGCUCGUUAUUGAUUGCCAAUACUUUAUUUUUUUUCUCAGAAUAGUGAUGUUUCUUUUUAUCCAUAAAAUAUAUUCCUUUUUCCAAUUUUAAUCAGGAACGGGAUUGAAUUUAAUCACGUGCUUUUAUAGCAUUUAUUGAAAUUAGUUAUUGAAGUUAGUUAAUAUAUUUAAAGCAAUUAGAAUAGCCCAGGUAUGUAACAAUUAGUGUAUCAAAAUUGGCUAUAAUUAUUUUCAUAAUGCUUUCUUCCUUCAAUCUGUUAAUGUGGUGAAUUACAUUCAUUAUGGACUCAUGUUUCUUUUGUGUCUGAUUUUACUAGAUGAUUUUCUCAUAUUGACUAUAUGGGUUUUAAAAUUUCUUUUGGGGGCGCCUGGAUGGCUCAGUGGGUUAAAGUCUCUGCCUUUGGCUUAGUUCAUGAUCCCAGGGUCCUGGGAUCCCCACAUAGGGCUCUCUGCUCAGCAGGGAGCCUGCUUCCUCCUCUCUCUCUGCCUGCCUCUCUACUUGUAAUCUCUAUCAAAUAAAUAAAUAAAAUCUUUAAAAAAAAUUUCUUUUGGAGCCAACCUGGUCAUUCCUAUUUUCUCAGAAUUUCACCCAUAUUUUCUAGAACACAUUUUUCACUUAUAAUUUUGAACAUAUCCCCUAUUAUUUGCAUUCUUUCUCUUUUUUCCUCUCAACCUGACUUACCAAAUAUUUUUCUAUUUUGUGGAUCUUUCCAAGAACAAUUUUUGGUUUGUUUCUUGGUCAAGUCUUUUUGUCCUGAUUCCUUGAUUUCUGUUGUUUUAAAAUAAAUUCAUUCCAUCUCCAAUUUUUUUGUGUUUAUUUUUCUGGCAGUGUUCUUGUUUUGUUAAUUUCUAGGUAGUUCCUGAUUUACUACUCCCCCACCUUUAAACCCAAGAAUAACUUUACCAAAGUACAAGGUAUCAGGUAAGGGGAAGGGGUAAGGAAAUUUGCAGUUGAGGAAAUUUGCAGUUGACUGUUACCACCUGAACCCACGGAUCAAACUUAACAUCUCUUAAAAUGGUCAUUUUUACAUAAUGUGCUUCAUGAUGAGAUGUAAGGUGGAGUGCCUAGCGCUACUUAGAUUACUUCUAACAACGCUACUAAGCUUGAACGUAAUCAAACCUUUACAUCAAACUUCUUAUUGAUACAGUGCCUAGAGACCAGUUAAACAAUAUUACGAAGAGACAAAUCCAGGUUGUGGGUCAUUGUAUAAUCUGGUCUCACCAUAAGUUAAUUAGCAAUUGACUUGUUUUUUUUUCAGAAGCUGGUUUCAUGAAAAAGUUGGGGAUUUUUCCUUUGUGCAACCCCCCUCCCCCGCUUUUUUUUUCUUUGGCAUUGGAGUGAACUAUGGAACUAUCAAGCAUUAAAAAAAGACUUAAGGGACAUAUCAACCAAAUGCUAUUUGUGGGUUUGGUUUGAGCAAAAUAACUGUAAAAAAAACAUUUUGGGGACAAUUAGAAAAAUCUGAAUAUGGACUGGAUAUUAAAGGAUACUAUGAAAUUGCUGUUAUCUUGUUAGCUGUCAAAAUGGUAUUGUGGUUAUGUAAAAAGUCACUUUUAGAUAAAGAUGUAUACUGACAUAUUUAAAGGUGAAGAGUUGUGAUAUCUGGGAAUUGUUCUAAAAUACUACAGAAAUAUGGCAAAAUGUGAAUAAUUAUUACUUCUAGAUUGUGGCUAUACUGAAGUUUGUUAUAAUAUUUUUUAUGAGUGGUUGUAAUUUUUCAUAUAAAAAGCUAAAAAAUAAAAGAUACAAUCGAUAUAUUUACCUUUCUUCCCCCAAAGGCAAGAACUUUGGCAGGUAUUGAAUUUUUUUCUCCAUGACAGCUCCAUUAAUUUCAGAUUACUGAUUCGUUUCACAAUAAAUACAUAUUUAACAUACA
Messenger RNA from Lutra lutra (Eurasian river otter), 3711 nucleotides. RefSeq names its product acyl-coenzyme A amino acid N-acyltransferase 2-like. NCBI's taxonomy places the organism in Eukaryota, Metazoa, Chordata, Mammalia, Carnivora, Mustelidae. The record is from RefSeq and is a predicted model, not a curated record. Gene Ontology annotation, cellular component: peroxisome. The transcript has 5 exons. The coding region runs from base 17 to 1399 and encodes 460 amino acids. Gene Ontology annotation, molecular function: fatty acyl-CoA hydrolase activity. Gene Ontology annotation, biological process: acyl-CoA metabolic process; fatty acid metabolic process.